Messenger RNA from Silurus meridionalis, 876 nucleotides. RefSeq names its product Fas apoptotic inhibitory molecule b (gene faimb). The record is from RefSeq and is a predicted model, not a curated record. The transcript is spliced from 4 exons. NCBI's taxonomy places the organism in Eukaryota, Metazoa, Chordata, Actinopteri, Siluriformes, Siluridae. Bases 167 to 694 code for a protein of 175 amino acids. Gene Ontology annotation, biological process: canonical NF-kappaB signal transduction; negative regulation of extrinsic apoptotic signaling pathway via death domain receptors; positive regulation of neurogenesis.
CAUGUGUUGCUGAGUGAGCACUGGUCAGGAAUAAAAUGGCUUCAGGAAAUUCAUCAGCAGUUUAGAACUAUGAAGAUUGUUAAUAUGUUCCGGUUUGGUUUUGGACUGUGUGUUAGGGUGGAAUAAAGGGAAAAUACAUAACCUGCAGUAAGGUCAGUAGACUCAAAUGGCUGACAUGGUGGGUAUGUGGGAGGUACCUCUCAGUGACGGGAUUUACCAGAUUGAAUUUGAGCAUGGAACCACUACAGGGAAGCGGGUAAUUUAUAUCAAUGGAAAAGAGAUCCUCAGGCGGGACUGGAUGUUCAAACUGGUGGGUAAGGAAACAUUUCCUGUUGGACAUACAGGAGCAAAAGCUACUAUAAAUAUCGAAGCACUUACCGGCUUUACUUAUGAGUACACUCUGGAAAUCAAUGGAAAGAGCCUCCAGACUUUUCAAGACAACUGGGCCAAAAUAUCCAAGACUUGGCUGCUGAAACUUGAUGGUGCUGACUGUAGAAUUGUUCUCGAGAAAGACACCAUGGAUGUAUGGUGCAAUGGUCAAAAGGUGGAAACCACGGGGGAGUUUACAGAUGAUGGCACUGAGACGCACUUUGCAGUAGGGAAACUUGAGUGUUGCAUAAAAGCCACUGGCAGUGGGAAGAAAAGAAAUGGAGUAAUGCACACUCUGCUUGUGAAUGGGACAAAGGUCAUGUGAUAGCGAAGAAGGACUUGUUUCAUUUUUGAGUACUUGAGGAUCAGGUGGCAAAGGAACAAGCGGUUACUUCCUUGUACUCUGGCACUUCUGAAUGUAUUGUUUUUGAAAAGUGAUUAACUAAAUGACCUGUAGUUUGACUUGGGAAAAACUCCACUAUAGAACAAUAAAUGAAAUAAAUAUGA